Oryzias latipes (Japanese medaka) is the source of this 4999-nucleotide messenger RNA. It is a transcript of the gene ercc6l, whose product is annotated as excision repair cross-complementation group 6-like. NCBI's taxonomy places the organism in Eukaryota, Metazoa, Chordata, Actinopteri, Beloniformes, Adrianichthyidae. Gene Ontology annotation, molecular function: protein binding; ATP binding; DNA translocase activity. The record is from RefSeq and is a predicted model, not a curated record.
GUAACUGCCGCUGGGGGCGCUGUGCGCUCUCUGCUCCACACGGAGGCGGAAGUAAACAGGAAGUAGUUUGUGUUAGAAAAACGAGUAAAACUGACCCGUGGACGCCAGGGUCGAGCCGUGUUUGGCGGUAAACGUGUGUCUGCGGUCAUGAACAGCGCGGAGUUUUUUCAGCAGGUGGCCUUCCUUCGGUACCUGACCUCUCAGACGGAGGAGGAUCGCCGGGCUCUGGCUGUGGUGACCGGGUUACGGGUCGGUGGGGAGCUGCUGAACCGGAUCACCGGCCAGGACAAAGUGGAUGCUUACAAGAAAGCAUGUAUCCUGAACAUCGUGCAGUUCCUCCAGCAGAACCCGCGGGCCUCGCAGGCCCAGAUCAACGCAGAGGUUCAGAAGAAUGUUGUGGUUUUUGCUGCUCAGGUCAGAGCUCUGGAGACGGCUCCUCUCUGGUAAAGUCCUCGGAGGAGCCGUCCAGGUGUCACAGUCCUGCUGCUGGAUCCAUCCGCUCCUCUCUGCUUCUGGAGGAGAUCAGUUCAAAGUUCAUCCCAUGUUUUUAUCUGAUUGAAUGAUUUUUACGUCAUUCUAAUCUUCUGCAGCAGCAGCUUCACGUCUGGCCGUGUUCCAAUAAAGAUGAAGAUUCUUGUCUCAGUGCAGCAGAACUGACGUUUGUUAGAAACACAUUUAUCCUAUAAACUAAAUGAACAUUGAUUUUCUGGGGGGUCCAGGCUGCUGCCGCCCCUCCCUCUGCUGGGGCUUGGUGUAGAUUGGGUGCUCGCUAAUUUGUUUUACUCCCUGCAUCCCAUAAUACCAGCGUCCAGAGUAGAACACACACCCACCUGAGCACAGGUACCUGCUCUCCAGGAUAUGGGAUGCGUGUGUGUUGAUCUGUAAUGUGUGAGUGUGAACAUGCAUGUGUGUUCAUGCUACCAAAGGAUAUGUUUGUGUGUGGAUGUGUGUCCCCCCCCCCCCCAUGUGUUUUUUACAGUGUUAAACUUUUUUAAACUAAACUAAACUUUUUUAAACUAAAGUUUUUUUAACUAAAGACAGGGGAAAGUAUCAAUGCUGACUUUAUACACAGCCUGAGUACAGAAGAUUGAACGUUUUUCCAGUUUAGCAACGAAACUAAUUUCCACCAUCAGUCCAUCUAUGUUAAUGUUAUUCUAUGUAAUCUAAGUCAAUUGUUAAUAAAAGUUCUUUUAAGAAGAAAAAAGUGUUGUAAAUCAAAUACAUAAGGAUAUUUUAGGGCUUAAUUGAGAUUUUAAUGCAUUUCUCUUCAAUUUAUUCAGUGAAAGUGUUUCGAACAUUUAAAUAAAUAUAAAUAUUAAAAAGAAAUCCCACCACUUGUGGAACUAGCGGAAGUUCACUGUGGCCCCGCCUCUUUGUCUGUGUCGACAAAUCAUGAUUGGAUAAAACAUGAUCAGCGCGUCGAGAGCGUGCUCUGUGAUUGGCUGAGAAAUUGGCGGGAGGAAGCCUGUGUUUUGAGACGUUCGCCCCGCUGAGACUAGAUCGAUGGUUUUACCGGGUUCGUUCGCUCCUGAAACGCAGGAAUCCCGCUUCUAUUCCUCCGGCGUGAACACUACCGGCGCCAUGGACCGUCCGGAAAACUACCGGGAGGUUACGGAGGUCUCCGAAAAGUUGGAAACGUCUUUGUCUAUCAGGGCUGCUGCUGAUGAAGAUGAUGAUGAGGCGAUGGAAAAGUAUCAGAGACUGAUUUCUGAAGGUAAAGAUGCUGCCAAACAAGGGGACAUCGAGAAAGCGCUGGAGCUCUUUAAACUGGCCUUCAGCGUCCACCAGACUCCCAAGCUGGAGAACAGGAUAAAGAAAAUCCAAGAGCUUCUGUCCCAGAAUGACUCUGAGGAUGAGGAUGACGAGUUUGUCAACGUGAACAACAGUGGUUUCAUGCUCUACAAGGAGCUGCAUGACAAGCUGUACGGCUACCAGAGAGAGGGCGUGUCCUUCCUGUACGGGCUGUACAGAGACGGACGCAAAGGCGGGAUUCUAGCCGACGACAUGGGACUUGGGAAAACCAUCCAGGUCAUCUCCUUCCUCUCUGGCAUGUAUGACAAUGAGCUGAUCAAACACACGCUGCUCAUCAUGCCCACGUCGCUCAUCACUAACUGGAUCAAGGAAUUCUCCAGGUGGACUCCUGGUAUGAGGGUCAAGGAGUUUCAUGGCGCCAGCAAAGCAGAACGGACCAGAAGUUUGGAGAAGGUUCAAAGGAGGAGCGGCGUUGUCAUCACCACAUACAACAUGCUGCUGAACAACUGGCAGCAGCUGUCCUCCUACCAGGGAAAGGAGUUCUGCUGGGACUACGUGAUCCUGGACGAAGCGCACAAAAUCAAAAAUACGUCCAGCAAGACGGCCAAAAGCGCCUACGCCAUCCCGUCAAAGAACAGGGUUCUGCUGACAGGAACGCCAGUCCAGAACAAUCUGCGGGAGAUGUGGGCUCUGUUUGACUUUGCUUGCCAAGGCACUCUCCUGGGGACAGGUAAGACCUUCAAGACGGAGUAUGAGAACCCCAUCACCCGAGCCAGAGAGAAGGACGCCACCCCGGGGGAGAAGGCCUUGGGCUCGCGGAUGUCCGAUAACCUCAUGGCCAUAAUUAAGCCAUACUUCCUCCGGAGGACAAAGGCUGAAGUGCAAAGGAAUGAGUUGUGUGAGAAGGAGAAGCUGCACAGCAGUGCAGAGAACCAGGAGGACCAACCUGACCCCGCCGCGGCCAUGCCCCAACUGAAGCGCAAAAACGACCUGAUUGUCUGGACUUACCUGAGCGCAGUUCAGGAGGAAAUCUACAGGCAGUUCAUCGACCUGGACUGCAUCAAGGAGCUGCUCCUCACCACCAGGUCUCCUCUGGCUGAGCUCACCGUUUUGAAGAAGCUGUGCGACCACCCCAGACUGCUCUCUACGGACGCCUUAGCGAGGCUGGGUCUGGAGGAAAACGCCGCGGACGCCGCCGCUCACGGCAUUGCAGAUGUGCCGGACCACACGCUGAUUUCAGAGUCUGGAAAACUAGCCUUCCUUGUGGCGUUGCUGGAGAGGCUCAGAGAGGAAGGCCAGCGCACCCUCAUCUUCGCUCAUUACAGGAAAGUUCUGGACAUCAUCGAGCGCAUCCUCAACAACCGAGGUUUUAAAGUUCUCCGGCUGGAUGGAACCAUAACACAGAUAACGGAGAGAGAGCGGCUCAUCUCUCUGUUCCAGAAAGACCGGAGCUACUCCGUCUUCCUGCUCACCACCCAGGUGGGGGGCGUCGGCAUCACACUGACUGCUGCAAACAGGGUGGUCAUCUACGACCCCAGCUGGAACCCGGCCACAGACGCCCAGGCUGUGGACAGGGCGUACCGCAUCGGCCAGACCGAGAACGUGGUCAUCUACAGGCUGAUCACCUGCGGAACGGUGGAGGAGAAGAUCUACAGGCGGCAGGUCUUCAAAGACUCCCUGAUCCGACAGAACACGGGGGACAAGAAGAACCCUUUCAGGUACUUCAGCAAGCAGGAGCUGAAGGAGCUCUUCACCCUGGAGGACACGCGUUCAUCCUCCACGCAGCUUCAGCUGCAGGCGCUGCACUCGCGGCACCGCCAGACGGACCCCCAGCUGGACCAGCACAUCGCCCACCUCCACACCAUGGAGAUCUUCGGCAUCUCCGACCACGACCUGAUGUUCUCCGUGGACGUGAACACAGAUGAGGCUCCUGAGAACCCGGAGGAGCAGCACUACAUCGAGGGGCGGGUCCAGAAGGCUCAGGAGCUGGUUAGGGCGGAGUCUGAGGUACAGAUGCAGAUGGCGGAGAGCAUGGCGACGAGCACAGAGCCGGCGUGGCUGAGGCAUCCGCCCCCCCCAGACAAACCCAGAAACCCCAAAGCGGCCCGUUCACCUCCACAGUCUGAGGUCAGCGUGUUUGAGGUGGUGGACCUGGACACUUCAGAAGAACGCUGCAGGAGACCGCCUCUGUCCCUCCAAGUGACUGAUCUGACUGCAGACCCUCCCCCCCAGGACGAGUGUGAGGUUCUAGAUGCAGGACCAGAACCUGGAGGUGCUGGUGGAGGAGCCUCUCUGACUGCUGCUUCUCUACAACAUGACGCCGGCGUCCUGACCUCUGCUGAUGACCUCAGACAUCUCCACGGUGAAAUCCCUUCUGAGCUGGACCUGCACCAAACCCCCCCCCUGACAGAAGGAGAUUCCAGCUCUGAAGAGAGCUUCCACCCAGAUUCUUCUCGUGGAAACUUUCAGCUGCAGUUGGAGGACAGUGGAGCCGUGGAGGAUGAAGAGAUGGAGGAAGAGGAGCAGAAGCUGCUGGCUAAGCUUCUGAUGGACGGCAGCUUUAAUGUCAACAAGUCUCUGUCAGAGAGUUGGAGCAGACGCCAGGAGGACACGUCCAUGGAGGACUCGGUGGUGGGGGUGAGGAAGAAGAGAGCCCCGACAAUUCAGGACAGCGAUGAGGAAGAGCUGAAGUCUCCACUUGAUGGCUCCUUCCAGGUUCUUGAAGCCUCCACGCCCAAGUCAGCAGCUCCUCGCCACUCACGAAAGAGCGUGGGGGGAAACGCCUCUGUGGUGUCACGGCGGUCUCUGCUUCAGUCCAUCAUCCAGGAUGUGGAGGAUGAGGACGAGGAUGACGAAGAUGUUUCUGGAUUCAAGUCUGAAGAAAGAAACAUGGACGAGCUUCAAACGGACAUGAAUGGAGAGACUCUAAACAUGGAGGAGGAAGAGGAGGCUGAAGAAGGCUCCAGUUUGAACCUGCAGAUCGAAGAGGAGCCGGAGUGUCAGAGGAAGGAGGAGCCGCUCUGUGCCGCAGAGAGCUACGAGGUCCUGGUGAAGAAGGGCAAAGAGAGCUACAGCCAGGCCAAGCUGGACGAGGCGCUGAGCUUCUUCCUCAGAGCCAUCGACAUCCGGCCCGGAGACCCGGAGGUCCAGUUCAUGACCAUCCAGUUGUACCGACAGCUGAGCCAGAGACCCUGAAGAGUUUUAUGUCUUUUAGUGUGGAGUUGAUCAUUAAAACCAUUUCAAUGGA